AAGAGUGGGUACGGGAGAGGGGGAGAGAGAGAGAGAGGGAGCGAGCGAGGUGACGGUUAAGAAGGAGAGGUGCGUGCUCCGAGGUGUCGCGCGGUCGAGAUAGAAAAGUGGUGGGGAUGUUACUCCGCGCGAGAAACGGAUCCCGCGGCAGUACGUCGGCGUAGCUCGAGCGGCUCGGAGCUGGUCGGUCCGGGAUUAAAUUCGUCCAUCGGUCCUUGACCCACGACAAGGCUUUUACAUAUCAAUAGCGCUUAUCACAGGAAUCCGUGUUUUUAUAAAAUAAUAGAUUAAUCGAGUUUAACGAGAUUGUUAAGUGUUUUGUACGAAACGAAACGUUAGUGGUGGUGUAACGUUUAUACGAAUUUUUCUCUUUUUUCUUUUUUUUCUUUCCUUCCUUUCUUUCCUUAUUUCCAUCUUCUUUCCCAUCUUUCCUUUCAUAUCCUAUCCUCUCCUUUCCUUUCUUUCCAAUCUAACGUUCUUUACAUCCCUCUCUCUCUCUCUCUCUCUCUCUCGUUUCUGUUAUACUCUCUCAUCUUCGCACCAGUGAGCUUUCAACCCUUCGAGAGAAAAGCAAGCUCGCGUACAUAACCUCCAUCCGAUGGUUCUCCUUUACUCUUUCGCUGUGUUGUUACGACGAACCGAUUACACAUUGAUUCACGAUGUUCCUUGAAUAUUCAAUAUAUUACGAAAUAUUUUUCCUUUCGUACAUUUUCUAUUCAGUGAAAGAUAUCGAACGUCGAAGUUAAGUCAAGUGUGUUUAAGACGAAGAAGGAAGGUGAGAAAGGAGGAACAAGAAGAAGAAGAAGAAGAAGAAGAAGAAGAAGAUAGGACCAGCAUCGGAACCACCACCAUUAACACAUCAUCAUAAUACUUGUUAUCUCAUCUUUAUUGAACACCAUCGUCAUUAUAAUUAUCAACGUCGUCAUCAUCGUCACGCUAAGCGCAAGAAAAGCAUACGUCGUGUGUGUCCACGGCCUAGUGACCUGACCUUGAGUCGGCCCGACCAGGUACAGGAAUUUCAAGAAUGUGAACGACCAAACUUAACGCAAAUGCCCAACAAGGCACGGCCUCGUCGUGAGUGGUCUACCCUGUCCCCCAUAGAUGUCUUGUGGAUGCCCCGCUCCGCCAUGAGGCCGGCCGAGGGCGACACAUCGGAUUGCAUAUUAGUUGUCGGUAUUUCAAGGCCAAAGAUGGCCGCGGCAUUCCUCUCGGUCGCCCUGUUAUCCCUCUUCCUAACAUUCCACGUGCUUUACGACAGUGCAGUUUACAGUUUGCACGCAGCUUCGGCCGUAGAAGGACGUGCGGUUGAAUUGGUAUCCCAGGUUCGUGCAGCCCCACCACUUUUGUUCUCCAGUAAGGUCCAUUAUCCGCGUACGAGUCGUCACUUACCACAAGCUAUCAUUAUUGGCGUGAGGAAAUGUGGAACGAGGGCGUUGCUAGAGAUGCUUUACCUUCAUCCACAAAUACAAAAGGCAUCCGGCGAAGUACAUUUCUUUGAUCGUGACGAUAAUUACGGGAAGGGACUCGAAUGGUAUCGUAGGAAAAUGCCCUAUUCCUUUAAAGGUCAAAUUACCAUCGAGAAGAGCCCAAGUUAUUUCGUUACACCCGAGGUACCAGAGAGAAUACGAGCCAUGAACGCCAGCGUAAAGUUAUUAUUGAUCGUGAGAGAACCCGUUACCAGAGCCAUAUCGGAUUACACUCAAUUACGUAUCCACGCUGCUACUGCUUCGACCUUGAUUAGUAACAGCAAUAACAACAACAAUAAUAACAACAACAACAACAACAACAACAACAUCAACAGCAACAGCAAUGCCACCUCUUCAUCACGUAGCAACUUUAUGAACAAUCAACUGUCGCAACAAGUUCAGGCAACCCGUACCUUCGAAGAACUGGUGAUACGUCCUGAUGGUACCAUCAACGAAUCCUACAGGCCAGUCGCCAUUUCACUCUAUCACACAUAUAUGCACCGUUGGUUAGAGGUAUUUACAAGAGAACAAAUAUUGAUUGUGAACGGUGAUCAAUUGAUCGAAGAUCCUGUUCCGCAGUUGAGAAGAAUCGAGAACUUUCUAGGUUUAGAGCCGAGAAUAGGUAGGCACAAUUUUUACUUCAAUCACACUAAGGGCUUCUAUUGUCUAAGAAAUGAAACCUCGGAAAAAUGUUUGAGAGAGAGCAAAGGUCGUAGACAUCCCAGAGUCAGUCCGGUUGUUGUCACCAAACUGAGAAGGUUCUUCAACGAACAUAAUCAACGCUUUUAUGAACUCGUUGGCGAGGAUCUCGGCUGGCCCGAGGAAUAGCCAUCGUAGAUAUUUUCGAUUUGACGUUCGUUCUUUGAUUAUUUCUAUAUUCUCUCUCUUUUUCGUUUUCUUCUUUAUUUUUAUUCUCGAGAUUAUAAUAGCUCUGAGACUGAGAAAAAUAAUGAAUAUGAUAAUAUCGUUUUAAUUUUGACGUUCUGAAUGCAUCCGUCUAUAAUCGCGAUAAUCUAAUAAUCUAAAUAUUGCAUAUGUUAUCGCGUCCUUUCUAAGUCGAUUUAUAAAAAUCAAUGAAAGAAAAGUGAAUCCGUCUUGUCGGCACUUUCAAUAUUAAAUCGCAAUCAUGCAAGAGGAAAAACGUCGUCGUAUUUGUCUGUAUGAUAAAAUUAGAGCGUUCAUCGAUCGAUCCGAAAGAUAUCACUUCUCGCUGGCGAGAAUCACGAAGCUGUAGAUAAAAAUAAUUAUGUGUAACGAUAGUUAUCGAACGAUCUCGUCGAUCGAAACGAGACAGUAUGUGCGUGUUAGUUUCGAGAUAAAAAAGAGGAAUCUCCGAUUCAAAGAUGGACGACGUCACGUGACCGUAUUCACGUGACCAAACUAUGAACCAUGUGACUUUUAUUGUCGGGUCCCUCGAACAAGGACAGCGUCCACCAUCUUCGAGAUUUCUUUUUUGUGAUCGAUAAUUUAAAAAACAAAACAAAGAGAAAGAAGAAAAAUGAAUGAAAAAAAGAUCGCGUCAAGUACGUUCGAAACCAACUAAUCAAACUGACUAAUUAACUUACAUGGUUAUGUUGUACGAGAAGAUUCCGACAAGAUGGACGACACGUCACGUGACUAAACGAACCAGAUGACUCGGACGCCAUGACAACGUCCAUCUUUGCGUUCAUUCAGGACACAUGACGUGGGAAGGAUCUUUUUUCAUUGAUUCAUUCAAUAAAAAUUAAAAAGAAAAACAAAAAAAAACAAAAGAGAUACAAGAAAAAAUAGAUAAAGGGAGAGAGAAAGAGAAACGUGAUUUUUAAUCAAGAACGAACGUUGGAUCAAGAUUAAAUACUUCCAUCAUACUUUGACAUUGGUGGUAUCACAAAAAAAAAAGAAAUACGGUGCUAAUGUACUUCCUAUGAUGAUCCUUCGAUAUUUUGUUUUUUUCUUGUCAUAUUUUCUUUGUUCUUGUUUACACAUCUCCAACCGAGCGUAUAUAAAUACGAUUAUAUUGAAGGAUUGAAAGUUCGUCACAUUCGUGCUCGAUUCAGAGAUAUCAUAUAGUUUUUCUACUCCCUUUCCCAAACCACCCCCACCUUCUAUCAUUCACUUACCCCUUUCUUCGAAACUUAACACUUAUACCAAUUAAUUCAAUUGAGAAAUCGUAUUAACAUUAAUGCAUUACAUUAUCACGAAAAUUUUGCAAGGGUUGCAAUUGGAAAAAAAAAAGAACAAUGUCGGAAAUAAACCUAUCUAUCUUUUGAUAAUCACAGUUAAACGAAAAUAUAUCGAUAAAUGGCGGACGGAAAGACAAUAUUAACGAAAACGUCCCUAUUACAUAUCGUGAUACGAAACACGAUGCAAAAUAAAAAAAAAAUUGGAAUAUAUAUUUUUUAAUUAGACAACGAUGGAGAAUUAAAAUCGUGAGUGGCUCGUUUCACGAGCUUGCUAAAAGCUGUUGAACACGCGCCGUUAAAUCGAGUGCAUGCAAUUUAACUGAUCUGAGAAAGUAGAAAAUGCAGAAAGAGACAGAGACAGAGCUAGAGAUAGAGAUAGAGAUAAAGAUAAAGAUGGAGACGAAGACGGAGAUGGAGAAUGCUGGAUAGAUGGCAGCCAUCUUUGUGCUGGCGCCAUUAUUAUCAGCGAAUCUCGACAAAUCCUCUUUUUCUCUAUCUCUCUUUUUCCUUCUCUUUCUCUCUUUCUCUCUCUCUCUCUUUCUGACUCUCUGACUCUCUGACUUUCGACAUGAACGAACAGAAAUGAGAAAGUAAACAAAAUUUUCUCUCAAUUUCGUUAAAUCGUCCUCGAAAAAUCAUUUCAAUUGAGUGCAAUUAAUUUUAGUAAACUCGUAUAUCUUUUUUUUCCCUUGUUCCUUUUUUUUCUUUUUAAUUUUUUUCUCUCGUUAAAAAAAAGAAAAAAAAAAAAGUAAAUAAACAAAUGAAUGCAGGUAAAUUUCGUUUCCAAAUCUUUCCGUCUAAUUUCACGAUUUUGUUUCUAAUUGUUCUCUAUUAUUACAAAAAGAGAAGAAAAAAAAGAGAGAAAAGAGAAGAGAACAAACGAAAGAUUUUUGUUCGUUAAUUCUUCUCUCUCGUACGAUUGAAAAAAGAUUUCUAUUCCUUUUUUUCUAUUAUUUUUUCUUUCCUUUUUUUAUAUUAGCAUCGGGAAAGGGGAAAGCUUAUAGAUAUAUACGGUGUUCAUGGAAUUACGAAAGCUUAUUUUCACCAGUUUAACGCAACACAAUAACGUCUUCUUCCAUAUUUUCCGCACCCUUUCUUUUCUCCUCACACACAUAUAUAUAUAUAUAUAUAUAUAUAUAUAUAUAUAUAUGUACAUACAUAUAUAUACACAUACACAUAUAUAUAUAUAUUCAUAUAUAUAUGGUGUAUCCUCUGAAUCGAGCACAAUAUGGCGAUCGUUAUAUAUACAUACAUACAUAAAUACAUACAUACGUACAUACAUACAUACAUACAUACAUUCAUACAUACAUUUAUAUAUACAUGCAUACAUACAUACAUACAUAACAUAAAACUGUUGCGCCGCGUUGCUUCAGCUCAAUCGAUUUUUUUUUUCACCCUCAUGCAACAGAAGCAACGAUAUCCGAUCGAUAUGCGCUCUGUUUUGCUACUCGUUUUCUUCUCACGUGACUGCCCCAUUAACGAGAACGGGUUAGAAAGAUAUAAGGAAAGUAAAUGUGUAUUUAAAAGGAGGAAAAAGGAAACAAAGGACAAGAAAAAAGAAAGAAGGAAUGAAAGAAAAGAAAAAAAAGAAAAGAAAAGAAAAGAAAAGAAAAGAAAAUUGAAAAAGAAGAAAAAGAAGAGACUAAAAACAACAAGACACAUUAUUACAAAGUUCAGAACAAAGUUCGCAUCAAACACAUAGACACACGCACAUAUAUACAUAUACAUACACAUAUACGAAGUAACAGUAACGCCGGCCAAAAUAAAAUAUAGAUAUGUCGGGGUAGGUGUUAGGAAAGGGGUGAGGGGGGGGAUUAGGGAGGAAGGAAGGUAGAAUGUUAGUGUGAAGAUUAAUCGAGAAUAAAUAAGAAAACAAAUAAAAUAAAAUAUAUAUAUAUAUAAAAUAUAUAUAUAUAGCGGGGUGAAUAAAAAGGGGUGGAGGUAGAAGAAAAAAGAAGGAGGGUGAUGGGGGUUGUGACGACGAUAGUGGUGUAGUAGCAGCUAUAAAGAACGAAAGUGAGAACGAGAUUGGCCUGUGGAGAGAAAAGAGAAUCAGGAAAGGAAAAAUUAAUUGAGCGAAGCUGGUUAGAAGGUGGUUGUUGUACGAUGAUGAUACUAGUGGUUGAUGGUGGUGAUGGUGAUGAUGGUGAUAAUGGUGGUAGUAGUAAUGGGGGAUAAUAUAAACGAAAGAAAAAAAAAUAUAUAUAUAUAUAUAGGUACAACGUUUAUAUAGAAAAAAUACUAUCACCUUUCUUUCAGUCCUCUGUUGCGUCACUCACGCGCGCGCGCGCACACAUACACACAUAUACGUGCACACACCACAUCUCCUCUUCUUACCACCACCCCUCCAUCACCCCCCACCAUGGAUCACAUUGAUCCGUGAGAGUUUCGUAUUAGGAAACGGCGAAUGGGUAGGAUGUGAGAUAAGGAUGUAAAGGGGUGGUUUGGGGGUGAAAAAAGAAAUGGGAGAACAAGAAGUGAAAGAAAAGAAGAAAAAAAAGAAAAUAAAAAAAUAAAAAAGACGAUGUAGAUGACAAUGGUGAAGGAAGAAGUUGUGGAGGUUAGGAAGGAAGGAAGGAAGGAAGGAAGUAGGAGGAGGAGAAUGGAAGAAAGUAAAUAAAAAAGUAAGUAAGUAAUUAAGUAGAAGGAACAUAUCAAUAGGUUAUAAAUCUAGUCAGAAAUUAUUACGUAUAGAUAUUAAGGAAAGAUUUAAUAUUUUUAUAAUCCACAUUGGAAGUUGUUAUAUCGUGUCGUUAAGAUGUAUGUAUGUAAUUGUAUUUAACAAUAUGGCCGUUUGGACCAUCAUGGCGGGAGUCUCGUUUCGGACGAAACACAAACAAACAAACGAACAAAUAAACAAACGAACAAGCAAAUAAACGGAGAUAGAGAUAGAGAGAGAGAGAGAGAAAGAUAGAGAUAGAGAUAGAGAUAGAGAGAGAGAGAGAGAGAGAGAGAGAGAAAGAAAAAAUUACUACUACUACUGCUACUACAUAUAAUAACAACAUCAACAACAAGGAUUUAAAACUGAUAGUUGUUUUUUUCUAUUUCUUUUUUCCAUUUUAUUUUUCUUUGUUUUUUAAACGAUCGUACUCCUCUUUUUUCUCGAUCACGUGUUAAAGUCCAUAUUGUGUAUAUAUAUAUUUCACAAAAUGGCCGUUCGGAUCAUCAUGGCGGCGAAGUUCUUGUUUCUAUUGAAACAAAAACAAACGAACGAAAAGAAUUAAAAAUCGAUAAUGUUUUAGAUUCCUUUCUUUUUCUUUCAUUUUUUUUUUUUUUUUUUCAUCCAAACCAUCAUAUUCCUUUUCGAGCAAUCACGUAUAUAUCUCACUCUAGAAUCCAAUGUAAAUCUUCGAAGAAAGACCAUCGAUGUGUUUUCGUUCGAAUGGCUGAAAGCUUAUAUCGUGAAUGGGAUAUCUCUUCAUGCAAGACAGAGAGAGAGAGAGAGAGAGAGAGAGAAAGAUAGAAAGAAAGAAAGAGAGCAAGAGAAAGACAGAGACGAUUCUUACGGUCUGACACACGAGAUUGGAGCAAAAGGAUAUCGAUAAAAAGAGAAAGAGAGAAAAAGAAAGAAAUAGAAAGAGAGAGAGAAAAAGAAGAAAGUAGAA
Messenger RNA from Vespula vulgaris, 7233 nucleotides. It is a transcript of the gene Hs3st-A, whose product is annotated as heparan sulfate glucosamine 3-O-sulfotransferase 5. The transcript has 4 exons. Lineage: Eukaryota; Metazoa; Arthropoda; Insecta; Hymenoptera; Vespidae. The coding region runs from base 1050 to 2294 and encodes 414 amino acids. The record is from RefSeq and is a predicted model, not a curated record. Gene Ontology annotation, molecular function: [heparan sulfate]-glucosamine 3-sulfotransferase activity.